Tilletiaria anomala UBC 951 is the source of this 2802-nucleotide messenger RNA. RefSeq names its product PLC-like phosphodiesterase. Lineage: Eukaryota; Fungi; Basidiomycota; Exobasidiomycetes; Georgefischeriales; Tilletiariaceae. Gene Ontology annotation, biological process: lipid metabolic process; phosphatidylinositol-mediated signaling. The transcript is spliced from 5 exons. The coding region runs from base 1 to 2802 and encodes 933 amino acids. The record is from RefSeq and is a predicted model, not a curated record. Gene Ontology annotation, molecular function: phosphatidylinositol-4,5-bisphosphate phospholipase C activity; calcium ion binding.
AUGCGUGACAAUGCCGGCGUCGAGCAACGCAGGACACCCAGUGGUAGCUCAGUUGCAGCUUGCGUAGAGAGCUUGGACACAGCGGAGCUAUUGCUGCGCUCGGCUGGUGUCCCACAAGGAGGUCGGCUGGAAGGUCAAGGCCUGGCUGAGCAGGUCGCCCAAGGAGCUGCUUGUGCGGCGGGACCAAGCGCCUCGCUCUUGGACCUUCCGCACCGCGUACCGAAAGAACUGCAAGCUGGGGAGCCCAUGCUCAAAGUCACAUCAAAGAAGGUUAUGCAAAGGAACUUCCGAUUGGACGCUGAUCGAGGGCAGAUUCUAUGGGACAGCAAGAAGCAAAACAAGGGCGAGUUUUUCUGCCGAGCAUUCUUGAGAUCGACUGACCCUUACACAUCUUCCAUCACAGUCAAUCUGGAGAGCAUAUGUGAAGUCAGGUGGGCAUCUGCGGCAGCGGCAUACCGAUCAUCUUUGUCUAUCUCUCCCUCGCAUGAGCCGCGCUGGGUAUCGAUCAUCUAUCAGCGCUCUGGCGAAUAUAAGGCGCUCCAUCUCAUUGCCCUUUCCGAUGAAUCUCUUGCUCGAUGGAAGACUGGAUUGGAAGUUCUGCAGAGUGCACGGUGCGCUCUUCUUGGUCUGGACACGCUGGGCGAUGGCAGCGGCUCCCAGGGCAAGGAAAGCGUUUGGCUACGGCAGCAGUGGAAAGAUGCGGACAGCCAGACGCAAGACGAGAAACUCGAUUUGAACGAAAUCUUCAAACUCUGCAAGCGUUUGGGCAUCCAAAGCAGCCGAGCGGACCUACAACGGAGAUUUCAAGGCGCAGACCAACAGAAGAAGGGCUACUUGGAUUUUGCGGCAUUUCAACACUUUGUCAAGCUCCUGAAGAGACGUUCCGAGCUUGAGCUUCUGUUUAACUGCUAUUCUCAAUCUCACUUGGUGACCUGCGAAACUGGGCAGACAUGCCAGACCAAGGAUACCAGCCACCCUAUGACUCGCGAAGCAUUUCGGAGGUUCUUGCAGGACGAGCAGAGGGUAAGUGACUUAUCUGCCCACAAAAGUCUACGUCGUGUUGUUCUGGAUGAGGGUCAGCUAGAUAGGCUCUACGAUCGACACGCCGACCUUGAGUCGAGCCUUCUAACGCUGGAGGGAUUCUCAAAUUUUUUGUUGUCCGCGGACAACUCGGCCAUCCUCGACACAACGCGCAAUUCUUAUCAGGACAUGGAGCGCCCCCUAUACGACUACUACAUCAGCUCGAGUCACAACACUUAUCUCGUCGGUGGGCAGUGGAAAGGGGACAGUACUGUCGAAGGCUAUGUCCGCGCACUACAGCAAGGCGCGCGCUCCGUCGAGCUCGAUUGCUGGGAUGGGUCCAACAACACUCCGCAGAUUACCCACGGGCGUACUCUAACAGGCAAGGUGGCGUUCGCAGACGUCAUUGCUGCGAUUGAGAAGUACGCAUUUGCCAAAUCGCCUUACCCGCUUAUCCUCUCCAUGGAAAUACACAACGACAUUGCUCAACAAGACGUCAUGGCUCAAAUCCUUCGGGAGACGCUCAAGGACAAGUUGUUGACGGAGAGGCUUGCAACUUGCAAGAACCCUGACGGCCUGCCAAGCCCCGAAGAGCUCAAGGGAAAAGUCCUCAUCAAGGCGAAGAACUUAAUCGUGGCCGAGGCAGAGCGCGCAAGAGCAGAGGCAGCUGGUGAAUCAAAGGCAGAAGCUUGGCACGCUCCUUCGGAAGACUAUUCUGCAUCAGACGACACGACUGGAUCUGAUGACGGGCUUGCAUUGAACUUGCGCGAGCGUGCUUCCCCCUUCGGCAGCCACUUUUCUUCACGUCAUCCAGAGGAACGUCAACCGAGGAAAGUGCUCAUGUCGACUGCUUUGGCAUCGCUGCUUAUCUAUACCGUGGGUGUCAAAAGCCGAGGUAUCAACAAAAAGGAGGUCUAUGCUCCCGAGCACAUGAUAUCCUUCUCGGAAAGGACAGCAUUUAAAUAUGUGCGCUCUGCGCCAGACGACCUCAUCAAACACAAUCGGUCGCACCUGAGCCGGAUCUACCCAAGCAUGUCGAGCAUCGCUCGAUUGCAUCAAAGCGCCAACUUUCUCCCGCACCAUCUUUGGGCGAUCGGCUGCCAACUGGUUGCGCUCAAUUGGCAGACGGCAGACCUGGGCAUGGAACUGAAUCAAGCCAUGUUCAUCCGCAACGGCCGGUGCGGCUACGUUCUCAAACCUGAAGGCCUGCGCGAAAAAGAGUUGGUCAAGAGCAAAGGGCAGCGGAUCCGCCUGGCUGUCGACUUAGAUAUCAUCUCGGCGCAGCAACUGCCGCGUUCGCGCGACGCGACGCGGGAUGCUACCAAGGAGAAAGACAAAGAUGAAGAGGCAGACAUCAUCAGUCCGUCUGUUUCCGUCACGCUUCUUGCACCGCAGAGCUGGGGCCCUCAGCCAGCCACGCGGACCCCAGCCACAUCGCGAAUGAGCGAACUCGUGGAAUCUGUCACCGCACGUCUCCAAACAGACGUGGUGCGCAAUAAUGGCUUUAAUCCGAUUUGGAACGCUAAGCUAAGCGUGCCGAUCGAAGUACCAGCCGAAACGUCUCAUCAAAGUCAGAGUCAGAGUCAAGGCAACAGCGGAACGAAUGCGAACGCGCCUGCGAUCGCCAGCUACACUGCGUGCGUGGGCGCGCUGCAGGAAGGUUAUAGGCAUCUGCCACUCUACGACUGCCACCUCACGCAGCACCUCUUCUCCACGCUCUUCGUCCGGAUCCGGUUCAGACUUGUCGGCGUUCGCGGGCCGGAACAAGAAGCGCAGAAGUGA